CAGAGUCCAGAACCCAAAAGAAACUUGAACAAUAACAGCAAUGAACUCCACAGCCGUCCUCUUUGUUGUUUUUCUCUUGUUUGCAGCUGUUGAAGGCUCCCCACUUUACAACAAGGGCCGUUGCCACUGCAUUGGGACCAGUGCUGACUUUAUACAUUUAAAACACAUUGAAAAGUUUAAAGUGAUACCAGCAACCUCAAUGUGUCAGCAGAUAGAAAUUGUUGUUACAAUGAAGGACACUGCAGAGGAGAGAUGCAUGAAUCCCAAGUCAAAGCAGGCACAAAAUAUCAUCAACAACCUGCUAAAGAAAAGGUCCCCACAGAAGUAAAGCCAGCAAGGGAAUUCCAGACCAGUUCUGAUGUGGCCCUCCCCACCUGUCCUUCAUGAAGCUAAUAGGCAUCAUCAGUCCCAGCUGUCAUGGUUACUGCUUGUCAAAAUGUUGAUAAUGAUUUAGGUAUGCAUUAUAAAACAAAUGUGACCAUUUUUUAGAUUGUCUUUUGCCACAUAAUACAGCAGUGUGUGUUCAAUUACAAUAAUUGAAUUGUAUAGUAUACUGCCAUUUAAAUUACAUGAUUACCUAAUUAGAAUCUAGCAAAUGC
Polyodon spathula (Mississippi paddlefish) is the source of this 599-nucleotide messenger RNA. RefSeq names its product C-X-C motif chemokine 10-like. The coding region runs from base 41 to 328 and encodes 95 amino acids. The record is from RefSeq and is a predicted model, not a curated record. Gene Ontology annotation, cellular component: extracellular region. Gene Ontology annotation, biological process: antimicrobial humoral immune response mediated by antimicrobial peptide; chemokine-mediated signaling pathway; cellular response to lipopolysaccharide. The transcript has 4 exons. NCBI's taxonomy places the organism in Eukaryota, Metazoa, Chordata, Actinopteri, Acipenseriformes, Polyodontidae. Gene Ontology annotation, molecular function: chemokine activity; CXCR chemokine receptor binding.